CAAAGCGGCCGGACGCGCGGCGGCGGCAGGUGCGCGGGGGGAACGAGCCGGGCAGCAGCCUUCCCAGCCACCGCGGCACAGGAACCCCAGCAACUCGGGCUCCGGGACUCGGGCGGGCCCCCAAGAUGCCAGCGAUCGUGGCGCUCGCGGCGGCCGCCGCGGCUUGGUGCUUCCUCCAAGUGGACAGCCGGCACCUGGACGCGCUCGCCGGCGGCGCGGCCCUCAACAACGCCAAUUUCCUAGACAAUGACCAGUGGCUGAGCACCGUCUCCCAGUAUGACCGUGACAAGUACUGGAACCGCUUCCGAGAUGAUGACUAUUUCAGAAACUGGAAUCCCAACAAGCCCUUUGACCAAGCCCUGGACCCAUCCAAGGACCCUUGCCUGAAGGUGAAAUGCAGCCCUCACAAAGUGUGUGUGACCCAGGACUACCAGACCGCCCUGUGUGUCAGUCGCAAGCACCUGCUGCCCAGGCAGAAGAAGGGGAACGUGGCCCACAAACACUGGGUUGGACCUUCAAAUCUGGCUAAGUGCAAGCCUUGUCCCGUGGCACAGUCAGCGAUGGUCUGUGGGUCGGAUGGUCACACGUACACAUCCAAGUGCAAGUUGGAGUUCCAUGCUUGUUCUACAGGCAAAAGCCUCACCUCCCUCUGCGAUGGGCCCUGUCCGUGUCUGCCUGAGCCUGAGCCUCCGAAGCCGAAGGCAGAAAAGAACGCCUGCACAGACAAGGAGCUGAGGAACCUUGCUUCCCGGCUGAAGGACUGGUUCGGGGCUCUUCAUGAAGACGCCAACAGAGUCAUCAAACCUACCAGCUCUGAUACAGCCCAAGGCAGGUUUGACACCAGCAUCCUGCCCAUUUGCAAGGACUCCUUGGGCUGGAUGUUCAACAAGUUGGACAUGAACUAUGACCUCCUGCUGGACCACUCAGAGAUCAAUGCCAUCUACCUGGACAAGUAUGAGCCCUGCAUCAAGCCUCUCUUCAACUCCUGUGACUCCUUCAAGGAUGGCAAACUCUCCAACAAUGAGUGGUGCUACUGCUUCCAGAAGCCUGGAGGUCUCCCUUGCCAUAACGAAAUGAACAGAAUUCAGAAGCUGAGCAAGGGGAAGAGCCUGUUGGGGGCAUUCAUACCUCGGUGCAACGACGAGGGCUACUACAAAGCCACGCAGUGCCACGGGAGCACGGGACAGUGCUGGUGUGUGGACAAGUACGGGAACGAGCUGGCUGGCUCCAGGAAACAGGGCACUGUGAGCUGUGAAGAGGAGCAGGAAACCUCUGGGGACUUCGGCAGCGGUGGCGCCGUGGUCCUGCUGGACGACCUAGAUGAGGAGCGAGAGCUGGGACCAAAGGACAAAGAGGGGAAGCUGAGGAUGCACACCCGGGCCGUGAGGGAAGACGACGAGGAUGAAGACGACGACAAAGAAGACGAGGCUGGGUACAUAUGGUAGUGCCCAUGAGGGAAAGGACACACUUUUGGCACAGAUUUGCAAUCCGCUUCCUUUGCCUGCAUUUGUAUCUAAGACUCCGAGGCACCCAGGUCUCCUCCACUGUUGCUCUGCGUCCCAGGGCUGGGGAAGACCCUCUUCCCAGAGCGUUCCGAAUUUGCAUACAGUCGCGUGGGAGAAAGGCUGUUGUUUUUGUUCCUUGUUUUGGUUGGACGAGAGGAGGGCUGGCUUCAUUAAAGCCCCCUUCUCUCCUGUGAGGCUUUUUGCAGCUAGCAUGUGAUUUACGUGGACUCCAACAGUGUGGGGAGCCCCACCCUCGCCAACGUCAAAGACCCUCUCCGAUUCCCCACGUCGGUGGUUAUCACAGCAUGGUUCCCAGCCUUAUGAUGUCUAAGUGCUUUUCUCGUGUCCUGUAGAAUGUUGUGGAAAACACACCACACUGUCCCCUUUCCUCCCGUUCCCACCCCCUCUGGUGUUUAUUAUGAAAAAUUAAUUUUCCUGUCACUGUAUCUGGCUUCCUACAAAUGACAGCCUUAAUUCAGUCAGAGUCCCUUUGGAGAAUUCAUUAUCUUUCCUAAAAAUUAAGAUCCCCCUGCUCGCCCUUGCACACGCACAAAGAGGUGAGUGUGCCUCUAUGACUUGCACACACACUUCUCCGAGUGUCUGGUUGUAGAUAAACAAUGGCUUUGAGUCAACAUCUCCAGACCCACAACACAAACUGAGAUUUGAAACUCCGCUUGGAGUGCUGUUUGCACUGACACAUUGGAGUGCUGUUUGCACUGAAGCUUGGUAUGUGUAGCCUGAGGCCAGGGAGGCUCCUGUGCUGUGAUGGAGUGACUGGAAGACUUUUUGAUUUGGAAAGCCUCCCUUUGCCUAAAUUGCUCCCCAUCCCACCCCCCCCAC
Molecule: messenger RNA, 2345 nt
Organism: Psammomys obesus (fat sand rat)
Lineage: Eukaryota; Metazoa; Chordata; Mammalia; Rodentia; Muridae
Gene: Spock1
Product: SPARC (osteonectin), cwcv and kazal like domains proteoglycan 1
Exons: 11
Coding region: 126-1445 (439 amino acids)
Molecular function (GO): protein binding; calcium ion binding
Source: RefSeq, a predicted model, not a curated record